ACCCUGAAACCCCAAAUUCGACAGACAAAGAGAGAGUGGUGGCUGGGCAGCGGGAGAAGGACGAAGCAAUCGUGUUUUGUGUCAUCCACCAAUCGUGAGGUGCACAGGCUGCAGGAGAAAGAGGACACUAGCAGAACACAAUCGAAGAUAUCGCCAUCACUGGUUUAUUACUUCGUCGCUGCAACUCAGAUUAUGGACCAAGCUCAUGUUGUUGUAUGCUUGCGGGAGGAUCUCUGCAACCUGUUGAAGAGGAGCAGAGAGACUCUUCCCAUGGCUACCAUCUGAUCAGUUGUAUUUCUUUUCCUGUGGUCUUACUAUCCCUCCUCCGAGCAUUUUCCCAAUGCAGUUUCUCAUAGCCCUUCUGGCUAGUGGCUAGUCUUUCUAUUUUACAAGAAGCUCGUAAAAUGAGUUGAAGACUAUUGAUUGCUUCCGUAAACAUAUAUGAUAUUGUAAAUCAAGUUGAUGAUGUACUAAUUAGGAAGAUUAGUCUAUUGUAUAGUCAACUGUUGAACUCAUUUGGUAUAUAUCAUAAGAAGUUAAACUUUUUUCUCUCA
Molecule: messenger RNA, 554 nt
Organism: Linum tenue
Lineage: Eukaryota; Viridiplantae; Streptophyta; Magnoliopsida; Malpighiales; Linaceae
Source: the annotation of a GenBank genome assembly